This is a messenger RNA of Dentiscutata heterogama, 558 nucleotides long. The record is from the annotation of a GenBank genome assembly. NCBI's taxonomy places the organism in Eukaryota, Fungi, Glomeromycota, Glomeromycetes, Diversisporales, Gigasporaceae.
AAUUUCAUAUUGAAAAAAGUUGAACAACAUAACCUUGUCAAAAAAUUCAACAAUAUUCUUCUUGGUACAAUAUAUGAUAUCAUGUUAAAUAUUCGAGAAACUAAAGUUAGAUAUGCUGCACAUAAUUUGGAUAAUGAUAUGAAAAAAUAUGAAUUUGCUAGUUUUAAUAUAAACAAUUAUUCAAUCAAAGUUAUCAAAUUGAGUCAAAAAUAUCAAGCCAGAUUAGUCAUUAUUCCCUGUAAAAAUAUAAAUAAUUGUCUAGUGCCAGAUCUUGAUUUCACUUCAAUGUAUCUGACCACAAUUAUAACAAUGAACAUUUCUUUGGAAACUGAAGUUCUUACCACUUCAUCUGAUCUAUCACUAAAUACAAUCUUCGAUAAUAAUCAAAUAAUCAUGAAAUUUAAACCUUACUAUGAUCAAGAAGAAAAGAUGGUGUUAAUGCUAUUGAUGUAUAAAAAGCUAUUAGAAGAACAUGCUAAGGCUAAAAGAUUAAUAAAAGAAUAUAAAAAUAAUCCUGUCAAAUUAGCAUACUUCUUAUCAAAGUCCAAUGCAUUAAAG